Messenger RNA from Cryptomeria japonica (Japanese cedar), 4059 nucleotides. RefSeq lists its product as uncharacterized. Bases 1230 to 3314 code for a protein of 694 amino acids. Lineage: Eukaryota; Viridiplantae; Streptophyta; Pinopsida; Cupressales; Cupressaceae. The record is from RefSeq and is a predicted model, not a curated record. The transcript is spliced from 5 exons.
UUAUUUCUUGUUCCUGUCUUCUUGCCUUCUAAUAUGGUCUCAUGGUCAAGAGCGAGAAAAAAUUACAAUAAAUCAGUAGAAAUUUUAGCCGUCGUUUUAAAAAAACAGAGGAACAUUACUGUAGACUAUAUUAUUCGGGUGGCCGAAGCCUUUUGUCUUUCUGCAAUACAAUAUACAUGAAAGAGAAGUGUUUUUAGAGCAGAUUGUGUCGGUGAACUUGUGAUUCCGAGGGUUUUGGGGCACCCAAAUUAUAGGAUAAGGGCACUCGAAUGCUGUUUUUCAAACCCUAAUGUCAAAGCGCUGAAAUUUGAAUGGUCUAAUAGGGUUUUUGAAGGGAUUCUAUGUACACGUGGGGCAGUACUUGAGUGAAAUUUGUCAGCACUGAAGAGUAUGCCGAGGAAAUAGACAUGCAAUAGGGCGGGGUUUUGGAAUUUGUUGCAGCUUUAGGUUUUGGACUGAGCAGAGCAAUUGAGGGGUUUGGAGAUUUGUAUUCACAGGGCAGAGAACGGCAGGGUUUUGGGUGGCUCUAUUUUAUUUUUUAUGGUUCUCUUUUGAUUUUUAUGGUACCCUUUUUUGGGCGGGGUUUAUUCCUCCUUUAGUAUAUGGAACCCAGAAUAGUGCUUUGAUAGGGAAGUUUACAUGCGGUUCCUUUUUUAUGUCUUUCUUUUUUGAUUUUUUCUGUUUUGCUUUUGUUGAGAAUGUUAAGAUUUUGGAUUACUGUUCUAUGCUCUUGAGUAUUGGAGUUACAAUGAGUUCAUUUGAUUGAAUAAUGCAGCAUAUUUCGUUCCUAUUAUUGUCAAUACCUGUGUAAUCACUUUGGGCAUGAGUCACUUGAGUCGAGUUUGUGACAUCAAUUUAGAAUUAACACUCUCAGAGAGGAAGAUCAGUAGGAGAAGGGUGGGGACCUUUAGGGGAGGAGAGGUAGUUAAGAGUUAUAGAUGCAAGGGAAAUAAUGCUUUGAUAUUGUUUAUCAUGGGGGACUUUUAAAAGGGGCUGUUAGUGAACAGUGCAGAGUCUUACUCUGUGACAUUGAGGUUGUGGGUUAAAACUACAUUCAUUGCUCUGGAGAUGAAAUGAAUUUGAGAGUUGGAGUUUGAAAGACUCCGAAAAUUUUGAUUCCUAGGACAAUGUGGGUUAGGGCUCGUUGCUGUGGAAAGGAAGUGAAUUUACUCAUUGGAAUUUGAGAGAUUGGAGCCUUUUCCUUCUGAGGACAAUGGUCUACAGCAGGUAUGGAUAGAAGUGAGCCUACUCUGGUUCCAGAAUGGCUUAAAGGAACUAGUGGAGGAAGUGCAGGUUCUCAUCAUAAUCUUUCUGCUUCACAAUCAGAUAACUCUGACGUUCAAUUUUCGUCUAGAGCUAGACCAUUUCAGUCACAGUUUCCUGGGCCAACUCGUGGUGACUACGACUCUUUUCGUAAUUUGGGAUCAUCAGACAGGUCUUCUCAUUUGUCCUUUCGAAGAGGCCUCAGUAAUAACAGUGGGGGUAGUGAGCGUGUGAAUUCUGAUAAGGAUCUCUUUUCAAAUACACGUGCUUAUGCUAGUUUUCGUCGCAGUUCCUCUUUUCGCUCUUCUGAUUCUGCUGUAGAACGUGAGAAGAUCUGGGAUUGGGACAGACAACGGGAAGCACGGGAUAAAGAAAAGUCCUUUGGGACAGGUGGGAAUGAUCGUAACAUUGGCCGUGAAAUACCUGAUUCAUCACGAAGGUGGUCGAGUUCUGGCCCUGAUGUGAAGUUUGAUGGUGAGUUAAGGCGUUCUCGAUCUGUAAUAUCUAAUAGAAAGGCAGAGGAUGAGGCCAACAAAUCAGGAAAUGAGUUACAGAGCAUUACAAUGGCUCCUCCCAUUCGGGGGGGUCUUGUAAGUAACAUACAAAAAGCAGAUUUUGAAAGAAAUUUUCCUUCUCUUGGAGCUGAAGAGAGGCAAGGUAUUCAAUCGAACUUAGUGAAUGUUGCGUUGCUGAACUCAAGUUCAAUUUGGCAAGGGCAACGAGCAGCUGGAAGGCCAGAUCCAGGAAGAACUUCUUCCCCUGGAUUAAAUAUUUCUGGUGGUUCAGCUCCAGGUACAGCACUAAGUGGGGUACCUGCUAUUGGAGCAGAUGGAUGGAAAUCUGCUCUAGCAGAUGUUCCAGUUCCAAAUGGGGUGUUACAGAACAGUUGUCCCAUUGUUUCAGACCAACAAGUAACUAUAAAUUCUAUUGUAUCCAAAGGUCAUGGACUUGUUUCAGCUAGUGGACUUAACAUGGCCGAGGCACUAGUGCAGAAUCCUGCAAGGCCACGUACUCCUCAGUUAUCUGUUGAGGUUCAAAGAUUGGAGGAGCUAGCUCUGAAGCAGUCUCGGCAGCUAAUACCUGUGACUCCUUCAAUGCCCAAAACAAUGGGGCUUAGUCCUUCUGAGAAGUCGAAGGCAAAAUCAUCACGUUCAAUUGAUACAAACGCAUCCACUGUAAAGGCUACCCAGUCAAUAGGGUCAUCCCAUCUUAUAAACUCACCUAAAUUAAGUCAAGGUGGCAAGCUUGUAGUUCUCAAGCAAGGCAGAGAGAUGGGUUCUUCUGCUGUUAAAACUGACAGUGCCAGUCCUGGAAAGGGUGGAAAUACCAUUAGCAAUUCAUUUAACUCUUUGGCUGGAGGUGCUUCAGAUUUAGGUGCAAAUUUGAUGGGUCCUAGGAAGCUUAAGCUUCCAGCUGACCACAGAGCAAUUUCUUCAGUGCCUACUUCAAGUACAGUGGAUGGGGGGCUAGUUGUGCGACACAAGGAGGGCAGCUUAGUUUUUGAGGAGAAAAAAUCUGUGUUACAGGCACAAAAACGAAGUGAUUUUUUUAAUUCACUGAGGAAACAAUCUGAUAGUCACACGUCCACUGGAACUCCGGAUAAGUCCAGUUCAUCAAGAGCAUAUAAAGCUGAUGAUGGAAAUGAGAAGGUGCCUUCAACUAUUGAGAAUAAUGUGGAGCUAAAACAUAAUUCUUCUUUGGAAAAUGAAUUUGUAAAGCCCAAUAUUGCAUCUUCUGUAGUUGAAAGAACAACCGCAGAGAAAGAUAAAGGAAUUUUGAAUGGUUUUAUUUCUGGACAAUUUGAAACUACUAAUAGGGAUGCUGGCGAAAAUGAUACUUCAAUAUCUACUAAUAUGGUCUCUGUCAGAGUUGGUUCAGAGGAAGAAGAGGCAGCUUUUCUUCGUUCCCUUGGGUGGGAGGAAAAUGCAGGUGGAGAAGAGGCAUUGACAGAGGAGGAAAUCAAUUCUUUUUAUCAAGAGCUGGCAGCUAAUGCUUUUCGUCAAGGAAACCAUAGACUUUGGAAUAUGAAUGUGGAAAGCAUGUCCUCCUGAAUAGGCUCUUCAGAAUCAGCCUAACUAUGGGGUGAAACUCAGCUUGGUGAAGCCUUAGAUAAAUUUGGAAAAUUUUGGAUUGACUGCAAAAUCAAGAAUAACUGACUAUUACAUAUUUGGUGUUUACUGUUUCAGAAGGUGCAAAUGUAAAGAUUUUGGGUAACAAAGUUCCCUUGUGAGCUUCAUAUUGUCAACUUCACAAAAUAUAUUAAUGUCAACAUUGGUUUACAACAAGUUUUUAGAUGAAUUCAUGAUUUUUGUAAUUGUGCGUAGAAAAUAUUCAUCGCGAGAGCAGCAGAGAUAUAUGAAAUGCACUGAAAUGUGCUCAUUAGUCGUUUAUUUGGUUUUACUCUGGAUUUUGUGGAGAAAGAUGUAUACCGAUCUUUAUUUCUGCUGUUCAUGCAGAAUUUGGCCUCUGUACAUGUGUAGUCAUGAAGUAUCUUUUCCCAGGUAGUAUUCUUUUCUGCCUUACAGCCAGUAUGUAAAUCUGUAUUUCGGAAUACAAAGAUUGGAUGAUGCUGGGCUUUCAUUCUGAAAUGUAGUUGGCUGAAAAUUGUCAUUCUUGAUCCCUUUUUUGUUGGGAGGAAAGCUCUGGUCUGAUUAUUAAUAUUCAUUUUCCUUUCCUAAAAGGACUUCAAAUAUAUGAGAUGUACAAGAUUGAGAGGAUGUAUGGAGAGGGAUAUCUGCUCCAGUCUUUCUGGACUGCGAUUAGCUAUAUUUAUCAAGAGAAGCCUUAUUCUUUGCA